Prorocentrum cordatum is the source of this 2832-nucleotide messenger RNA. Lineage: Eukaryota; Dinophyceae; Prorocentrales; Prorocentraceae. The record is from the annotation of a GenBank genome assembly.
CAGCCGCUUCUGCCCAAGGCGGCGAUGAACAGGACCGAGACUCGCGCCGACCGCCAGGCCCGGCGGUGGAGAGCCCAGGAGCCGCAGCAAUGGCGGCACCGGCUCCGGAGCGGCGGCCGCUUGCGAGGCCCUGCUGGAGGCAUCGCGGCGACGCCGCCCAAGCCGCGCAGCGAGCCCCCACCGCGCAGCUCCGCGGCGAAGGCUGCAGCCGAUGACCCAGACCGUAGGGGGGCUGGCACGGCGGCCUGCAGCGGGGCCAGCGCGGGGCGAGAGGCCCAGCCGGGCAGCUCAACCGCAGAGGUGACAGCGGACCCCCCGAGCCGCGGGGAGACCCGCACGGCGGCCGGCAGCGGAGCCACUGGAGACCAAGAGGCUUUCAGCCCUCCAGCCCGCCAGCCCCGCCGUUCGGCGCUGCAGCCCUUCAGUCCUCCACCCCUUCGCCGGCCGCACGCAACCAUUGUGGCGGCUGCCGGCGGGGUCACCGCGGGCCAAGAGGCGCCGCCGUGCAGCACGGCGGCGGGGGCGGCAGCUGCCCUUUCGAGCCACAGUGACACUGGCAAUCCAGCUGGUCCGAUGCCGUGCAGCAUGGCCGCCACGUGCGAGGCGGCGGUCGCGCCACAGGUCCCGCUCACUGUAGUCCGUGCGACGGUUUCGGAUCCACUGCAGUUGGAGUUCGCUUCGGAGGCCGCGCGGGAAGACCGCGCGCUAGUGCUCGAGGCCGUGCGCCGCGACGGGCUUGCUCUGCAGUUCGCCGCUCGUGAGCUGCGGUGCGAUAUGGAGCUGGCGCUCGCGGCCGUCCAGCAGAACCCGCGAGCGCUGACACACGUGGCCUACGACCUGUUCACAGAGCGAGACGCGCUCUUGGGACUGAUCGCUGAUGUGGGGAGCGCGGCGCUGCAGCACGCACCCAAGGAACUUCAGGACGACCGCGACGUGGUCAUGGCCGCGGUGCGGCGGCAGGGCCAUGCGUUGCAGCACUGCUCGUCGCGCUUGCAGCGCGACGCCCGCGUGGUUCUGGAGGCUGUGCGGCAGUGUGGUGCCAGCGCUCUCGACCACGCAGCCCCCGACCUGCUGCGAGACCGCCAGUUCGUGCUCUCGGCAGUGCGCCUGAGCCCCGCGGCGCUGUUGCGCAUGCCCCCUCAGCUGAAGAGUGACCACAGCUUCCUUCUCGAGGCGCUGAAGGUGAACGGACGGGUCCUGGAUUACUUGGACGAGCAGCUCUGCUCUCACCGCGGCUUCGUGCUGCAGGCGGUACAACAGCGAGUCAUGGCGAUACUGCAGCGCGCCCCAGCCACUCUCUGCAGUGACCCGCAGUUCAUGUUGCAGGCGAUACAGCUCAGGGCGUCUGCCUUCGUGCAUGCUCCGGACGGCCUGCGCGAUGAUCCCGAGUUUGUGUUAGAAGCCAUCGGUCGCAACAACAAUGUGCUGCAAUUCGCGCCUGGGCGCUUCCGGCAUAAAGCAACAUUCAUGUUGCGCGCGCUUGAAAAGUGUCCUGCGCUUUGGGCGCAGCUACCCGAGGCCCUGCUGUCCAACGAGAAGUUCAUGAUCCAAGCGACGCGGCACCGGCCAGAGUUGUGGGCGCACGCGCCAGAGCACUUGCGGAAUAGCUUCCGCUUUAUGGCGCAGGUGGUGCAGCAUGACGGUCUUCUCCUCAAGGAGGCCUCCAAGAGCCUCCGCGCGGAUUGGGACCUUGUUGCCAAGGCAGUGAUGCAGAACCGCCUCGCGCUGGACUACGCGGCGGAGGAGCUGCGACGUGAUUGGCACCUGAAGUUGGUGGCUUUCUCCCGCGGCGGGGGUGGCGACGUGCAGCAGAAGCCGAAGCGGCAGAGGGCUGAGUGGGAGACCGUGGCGGCCUCGGGCAAUUUGCAGGAGGCGCUGGCAGAGGCUGACAGCUUCGUGGCUGCCAAGCAGAAGGCCGCCGCUGCCAGGCGCAAGGGGCGGCUGCUGUGCACGAGCCUGCCUGCCGAUGCCUGGUGCAGCGUGCUCCUGUUCGCGGGGGCUGCGACCGGCAUGCGGGCGGCGCGGUGCGCCAGGGAGCUCCAGAUGCUGGCCAGGCACCUGCUGCCACAGCUCCUCCACACCUUCGAGUACGCAGAGUCCUCGCUGCAGGGCCGGGCCCGCAGGGGCUGCCACUACCUGCUGCGCCCCGAUUCGGCGGGCGAGGGAGGCUCCACGGGCGCGGCCCGGCGGCUGCAGGCGCUCUUCACCUCGCCGUGCGCUCCGCUGCUCCGGGUCGUGGACCUCUCGCAGGCGCCGGUGCUUGGCAUCCUCAGGGCCACGGAAGCCUUGGUCAAGGUGGAGGGCCUGGAGCUCGUGCGUUAUCCGCAGACGGGCUGGGACAGCAGCGCGCAGCUGAGCUCUUUUAUCAAAGCGCUCGACUCCAAGGGGGUUGCCUCCGAGGCCACCAAGGUGCGGCUCAAGACCGACCGCGGCACUUUCGCGCCGCCCUCCUACCCCGCCCCGUCCACGCACGUGGCGCAGAGCGUCGGCAGCACCGGCGGCGCUGGCAGCUGUGGCGGCCUCUCGGCCGCCGCGCGCGCGGUGCUGGACUUGCUGCCCGAGGACGCUCCGGCAGGGCACGAGGCAUGGGAGCGGGUGCGGUUGUGCAGGAGCAACGAGGUCAGCAUGUUCCGCUACACCCUUGGGGAUACGGACAUCCACUUCCAGGUGACCGAGAAGAAGGUCGGGAGCGCGCUCGCCGCGCAGCGCCUGGCACGCUCGUGCUACAUGCGCUUCGAGGCCGGCCAGAGCAAGGACGACAUCUUGGCCUGGCGCAACGAGGUCUACGCCCAGGUUGCAACGGCGCUACGGCGCAACUCAGAGAACGCCUGA